Molecule: messenger RNA, 6647 nt
Organism: Paramisgurnus dabryanus
Lineage: Eukaryota; Metazoa; Chordata; Actinopteri; Cypriniformes; Cobitidae
Gene: mrtfbb
Product: myocardin related transcription factor Bb
Biological process (GO): smooth muscle cell differentiation; positive regulation of transcription by RNA polymerase II
Cellular component (GO): nucleus
Molecular function (GO): transcription coactivator activity
Source: RefSeq, a predicted model, not a curated record
AAUAAAGAGCGGCCAUCUUUACACAACACAACUGCUACUCCUGCGUGAGAAAGGAGAAAGAGAAAACAAAUGACCUGCCGGGAUUUCCAUUUCUACAUGUGUCAUUUAUCUGAGGACAUUUAAAGACAGUGAGACACCAUGACCUAGUGAUCUUCAACAGGACAACAGUGGCGCAGAGUGUCCCACCUCUCCCUGAACCUCUGCACCUCUGACAGCAGACUGCAGUCCAGUUGCCUGACAGACAUCGCCACUCCCCCAAAAGAAAUAUGGAUCCCCGUGGGAGUUUUGUGCUGGAGGGGGACUCUGGUGCAAUGGGGUCCCUGGUGCCGAGCCCACGGAGUGAUGCGGUGACCCAUGACCUGGAGGAACUGUCUCUACAGCCCAUUCAGAGCCUUCCACCCCUUAAAGAGCGUAAGAACGUGUUGCAGCUAAGACUACAGCAGAGGCGCACCCGUGAGCAGCUCGCAGCCCAAGGCAUAAUGCCACCAUUGAAGACUCCAGCAGUUUUUCACGAGCAGGUCCGAAGUCUGGAGAGAGCAAGAACUGAGAAUUUCCUGAAGCAUAAAAUUCGUAGCAGACCUAAACGAGCCGAAUUGGUCCGUAUGCACAUUUUACAAGAAACUCAGGCAGAGCCUUCUUUGCAGGCCACUCAGAUGAAACUGAAGCGGGCUCGUCUGGCUAAUGAUCUCAAUGAGAAGAUUGCACAGAGGCCUGGACCAAUGGAGCUGGUGGUCAAGAACAUCCUGCCCGUCGACUCCACUGUCACAAAAGCUAUCAUUGACAAUGACGAGAACUCGCUGGAUGUUUAUAAAUUCGAUGAUGACAGUAGUGAUGCUCUUUCCCCGGAGCAGCCGGCUAGCCAUGAGUCUCAAAGUUCUGCAUCAUCCCCCAUCGAAGCCAGAAUGUCUGAUAUUUCGUCUGUUUCGCCAUCAGCCAGCUCCAGCAUACAGUUGUGUCCACCUACAAACCUAACCAGAACAUCAGUAGAAGAUCAAGCAAGCAGUCGUGAAAUGACGAUCACUCACCCAGUCACUGCGGCAGCUCCCACUAAGCCCGGACCCACCCUCGUGAAGCAAAGUCAGCCCAAACAGGCCGGCGAGAAGAGUCGCAGCAAGAAGAGCAGAGAACCUAAACCCAGAGUUAGGAGGCUGAAGUAUCACCAGUACAUCCCACCUGACCAGAAGCAAGAACCCAAUGAAGCUCCCAUGGACUCGGCGUAUGCCAGGCUCCUUCAACAACAGCAGCAGUUCCUGCAACUGCAGAUCAUCAGCCAACAGCAACAGCACUACAAUUACCAGGCAAUUUUGCCGGCGCCCCUCAAGCCAGUGGCUGAAAGUCAAAACAGCUGCCCUAACGUUACCCUGACCAACAGCCCAAGUCUGCACACUCCAUUUGUGGUAUCUUUACCCAGCACUGCCCCGUCACGUCCCAACAACACCGCGAACUGUCGUAAACAGGGCGCCUUGCCUUCCAGUCUAGAUGAGAUGAAGGUGGCUGAGCUUAAGACGGAGUUGAAACUGCGCGGACUUCCGGUGUCUGGCACCAAGAUGGACCUCAUCGAAAGGCUCAAGGCCCGCCAGGAAACCUCUCAACUUGCAGACACCAACAUCUCCAAAAGUGCUCUGCAAGCUGACGGCAUGAGCACAACUCCCCCCGUCUCACCUGAGGCCUCCAGCAUCAACAUGGAGGAAAAUAAGGACAGUCCUGCUAAAGCCCUUUCACCCCUCAAACACGAAGACGUGGCCAUGGAGACCAAAGUGUCCGAAAAAGACCAGCGGCUCCACGAAAAGGAGCGCCAGAUUGAAGAGCUAAUGCGCAAGCUGGAACAGGAGCAGCGCCUGGUGGAGGAGCUGAAGAUGCAGUUGGAAGUGGAGAAGAGAAGUCAGCAGGGCGGACCCGAACCAGAAUCUCCGGUCCACGUGAAAGAUGAAAAUGGUGCUGCCCCCAGCUGCAACUUUAAAACCAGUCCCCUGCGGCAAACCACGGUGGUGAAACAGGAAGAGUCACGUUUUCAGAUGCACCACACCCCAGUUCAGCAAUACUACAUCAACGCCCAGCAGGUCCCCAAUGUGCUGCAUCAGCAGACGGAGGCUAUGAUCAACACUCAACCUGCUACACAGAUCCUGUUGCCCCUGUCUCUGCCCAAUAGCAUCAACCUGACCAAUAACCCCAUCACCACGCAGGCACAGAGUAUUCUUCAAUCAUCAGUGCCCGCUUUGGCACAAAACCUCCUGCAAACACAGAUGUCUGACAAUACACUUACACAGCAACACUCCAACCAGACGCAAACUUCACCUCAAGCAUUGUCCCUGUGUGCAAGCUCCACCUCUGGGUUUGAGUACAGACAGAACCAGAAUCAAUCCAUGGCUGAGAUGCCCCAGUGCUUCCUCAGCACUUCACCUAGAGUCUCGCCGAGACACACGACCCCAAACGGACCUAGUAACAAACCCCCGUCACCCUGUCAGAUGAGUAACAUUCUCCAGCCAUCUACAUUCACCAAUCAUCACAGCCCAAAGAGUAAAGACCCGCCUCGCUACGAAGAGGCCGUCAAACAGACCCGUGGCCUUCAAGCGUCGAUGCAGGUUCCCACUGCUACAAGUCAGCACAUGGACGACUUGUUUGACAUUUUGAUCGAGAGCGGAGAAAUAUCCCCUAUGACCAGACAGGAUCCUUCUCUCGACAAACACCUCCCGGUUACAGCUAACAUCACCACCCUACCUAUCAACACGGUGCUCUCACGCCCUCCACCACAGAUACACGUGGCCCGUACGCCCAACCAACCCCAAGUGGCCCUGGCUUCAGAUAACCAGCUGGAGGCCCUGCUGGGGGAAACGGAGCCACGGACCUUGCGACUGAUCGAGGAACUGAAAAGCCAGCUGCUGGAUCAGCCCCACUCCCCGAUGGACACUUCAGAUCUGACCUUCAGCGACACACCGACCUCCGCCCUACAUCUGCAGGACACCGGCCUCGACAACAUGGAGUGGUUGGACCUGACCAUUCCGGGUACUGCUGGUAUCUCCUCUUCUGCUGUCUUUUCUUCAGAUUUUCUGGACUCGCCCGAUCUACAGUUACACUGGGAUUGAGGACUUUGGGAUAGACUCCUGGGACCUCAUUUAUAAAAUGCUGCGUAGAAACCAUCCUAAAUGCAAUCAUUUUGCGUACGUGUGAUUCGUUAAAAAAACGUACGUACAGAAAACUUGUGUACACCGUAUUGUCAGAUGUGAAAUCUAUAAGUCAUAAAUGAUCUUAAAAAUUAUACACAGCUGAACAGUUUCAGAUCUCCGCCUUUAAAUGAUGCCUAAUUAAUGUCACUUGCAUGUGAAAGAGCACCUGAAAAUGUUUAAAUCAAUUUCGACCAGAUAGAAUGGCUUACAUUUCCAAAAAAACUGACGUGACCCUAAGCACGUUUCCACUUCAAAGAUUGUUUUCAUAAUGCUGCGUUCACACCAGCCGCGGUAGAGACGUCAAGUGCGAGUGAUUUCAAUGUGAAGAUGCGUUGACGCGCAUCUGGAGGUCUCGCGGCGUAAAUUUGCCUUUAGAGCGGUAGAUGCGAUUCCGCCUCGCGAAUUGAGCGUUGCCGUGGUAAAGGCGCGAGUUGAAAAAGAUGAACUUUGGCGGAAAAGCGCGCCGCGUUAACCAAUCAUGAGCUUGGGCUAGUAGUGAUGUGAUUACGGGAAGCGAGCGGAGUUGCAGAAGCCUCUUCCAUGACGCAAAUUUCCGUGUGAAUGUCUUAAUGACUAGAAUUUCACGCGUGAAUGAACGAGUAAACUCAAACUGUUCAAGCGGCAAACUAGGCGCCUCAAACGCUGCUGAUGUGAACCCACGGUAAGGGAUAAUCGACUGCUUUCUGUGCAUUAAUGGUAGCAUUUAGUGGUGAGAUUGCGAAUUGCAACCAACCUAAAUUUCACAACGUGAUGGAAAGCUACGGUAGCCGCCACAGGACAAACCUUUCGUCCGAAUUUGACCAAAUGGGUCAAUUUGGGUUAAACAGUGGGUUAUUUUCGUCCAUUACUGUGCAUUAAACGAUUUUAUUCCAUAUGUUACAGCCAAUCAGAAUCAAGAAUUCCAACAAACCAUAGAAUCAGUAAAUAUGAACGUUGCCGUUUAUUUUUGCGUACGCACACUGUACGAUCAAACCGCUUUAUAUAUGAGGCCCCAGAAGAAUGGAAGAAGACCGGUUAACCCUAAAGGACCACAAGCUUAGGGUUUGGGCAAGUGACGUCCAGUCUCUUUAGACUCUCUUUAGACCGAUUCACUUGUUCAGAUUUUGCUGAGCAUUCUGGGAUCACACGAUCUGUGCCCAGACAACAAUUUAUACAGAUGGCGACCACUGAUAGUUUAGCAUCGGCUUUUCUCAUUUGUGCCUAUAAAUGCAGAUCUGUGCGUGGUAGUAUACUGUUACCAACAUCUCUUUCAAGGCAGAAAAGAAUGUAGAGACACUUCAUCAUUUUCACUUAUACAUGUAGGCAGUUUUGACAUUUUGCUUUCCAUAUUUUGAAGCGGUUUUUUUAUUAUGCUUUGAAUUGUGACCCUGUCUGUGAAAUCCACAUUAAAGUCUCAAUGUUAUUCUGAGAUUAGAAGGAUCAAAAUUCGAUUUUGGAUAUUGACACAAUAUUCAAUAUUAAAGAUAUCAAUGGUAUAUUUCUACACAUUAUGUAGGAUGAAUUUAUAUGUAGGAUUAAUUGUUAAACAUUAAAAAAAUGACUUUAGCUAGGUUGUCACAGACAGGGUCAAAAUCGAUAGAUUUAUAGUGAGUUCAUAUCACACCUUUUGGAGAAAGUGAGGAUUAUACGCACAGCUGUUGUGUUUUUGAUAUUUGCCUAGUUCAAUGUUUAGAUUAAAAUGUUUUUUUAAUGUCAGACAUUUGUGAGGGAAAUCUAGUGCCAUGGUUGUUGUUGAUUUACUGAAGGAAAUCAGUCCGGUGGAUCAUGUAGAUUUACAGUCAGCUGCACUUUUCCAUUAGGGUACUCCUGUUAAUUUUGGCAGCUAAAUAAUGGUGGACAAACAAGAGAUCUGUUGAAACAUAUCGUCCUCGAUUUGCAAAACAUUCAAAUUUAUCCCUGACACAUCGCUGGCAACUAGUCUGUGGACAAUCGGGGAGAGUUUGUUUACCAAACCCAACGUGGGCCAAAAACAAAGCGAAUGAGAGGCGCACACACUUUACACUAGAGGGACCUUUAUCAUCCCUAACAAAAGAGUGGUUUAACUCGGCAUACAGAGCAGAUGAUCUAGUAUUGUUGUGUUUCUUAACCUUGGAAAAACCAUUGAUUUGAUUUUUCCAUAUCCUGAUAUGUGCCGAAUGACAUCACUGCAGUUUGAUUGGUCAGACUCUAGUGUGACUCGUGUACAAUGUCGAAGCCUAAAUUUACAAUAUUUCACAGCUUCAUUUAUUAGCACUGAGUACAGAUUGUUGACAGAUGAUGCGUUUUUGUGAAUGUACCUUAAUCACUAAACCUUGGCUUCAUUUAUUGCAAUGUUUCAGUUUGUCUCUGUUUAUCUAUGAAAUGUGAAAAUGUAGCACCAUCUGCUGGAAAUUGUUAAAACAGACAGCCGAAUGAAUUCGUACACCACUUUCUGCAGUGUUUGGCAGAUGUAAUAGCAGAUCACAAGCCUCAAUAUUCAGUAAAAUAUGCCAAAAAAAUAAUGCACUUACUUGACUUUGGAAGGAACAUUAACUCAUUGACAAUCAUGUCCUUAUCCAAACAUGUCGUCAACGCGAAAGAAUGUAUUUCUAUAUUUGGAAAUGUAAUUUUUAAGGGAAUUUUAUUCUGUCUCUAGCAGAGAUCCAAAGCUUAUGAUUAUGUAAACAAACCAUUUUACUGCAUUUAUGCAGUGCUUAUAUGUAUCGUAAAGGGGACAUAUCAUGAAAAUCAGACUUUUUUCAUGUUUAAGUGCUUUAAUUGGGUCCCUAGUGCUUCUGUCAGCCUAGAAAAUGUGAAAAAGAUCAACCCAGUAACUUAGUUUUGGUAAACCAUUCUCUGCAAGCAUGCAAAGAAAUAGGUCAUUGAAAUGUGGCUCCCCUUGUGAUGUCAGAAGGGGAUAAUAGCGCCCCUUAAUCUGCACUAUCAACCACAGCACUUCCAUUUAGUGCAGAGAUCGCUCAUUUGCAUUUAUAAGGACACACCCCAAAAAAUGCCACACAUCAAUAUCUAUAUGAUACUUUGAGUUAAAACUUCAUAAUAUGUACUCUGGGGACACCAAAGAUUUAUUUUACAUUUUAAAAAAGUCUUGUGAAAUGUCCCCUUUAAAUGUAUACAUUGUUUAAUGUGCAAAAAGACCUUUAUAUGUAUUCAAGGCUACAGCUGACAAAAUUAUAUCAAAAGAUCUUAUAUGAAGUUAUAUAGGUGAUAUGAGGUGUUUAAGUUUUUUGUACAUGUCAAGCACAUUGAUUAUCUGUUGGGCAGAACAAGUCCAGUCUUUUAAAGACUAGCAAGUGAGUCACUAAAUCCUUUUGACCCUUUAGAGCGUGAUGUAGAGCGUGUAUGCCUCAUAUUUGCACAGUGUAUAUAUUUUUACAUUAUACAUUUUAUACAAACAUAUUUGUGCAACUGUAAAUAAUGUUUUGAGGUUGUCUUUGUAUAUAUUUUUAUUGUACUGUGUAUAUACAGCCUUUUAUCAUUAAAAUGUUUCUGUAUUUCAAUCCUGAA